AUUCCAGUUGACAGAGCUGCCAAUGUUGCAAAUAUCCAGGGUUAAGCACUCAAAGUAGCCUUCAAUCCCUCUUGCCGCCACCUCGUCGUUGGCCAACCCUCUCGGUACUCUCCAUCGUCGGAAACCACAGCACCACCCAGUGCCGGCGAUGGCCUCCUCCGCCCCGCCCACUGGAUCCCCUUCCUUCUCCCCACCGUACGUCCUCCGAGAAACCCUAACCGGCCACAAGCGCGCCGUUUCAGCCGUCAUGUUCUCUCCCGAUGGCGCCCUCCUCGCCUCCGCCUCCGCCGACAAGAGCCUUCGCGUCUGGUCCGCCGCUGACCUCUCCCUCCGCGCCGAGCUUUCAGGCCAUGCCGCGGGCGUCUCCGACCUCUCAUUCUCCGCCGACGGCCGCUUCCUCUGCUCCGCUUCCGACGACCGCACCCUCCGCCUCUGGGACCUCGCCACAGACGGCGCCGCUGCCCCCCUCAAGACCCUCACCGGCCACACCAACUUCGUCGUCUGCUGCGCCUUCAACCCCCAGACUAACCUCAUCGCCUCCGGGGGCUUCGACGAGACCGUCCGACUCUGGGACGUCAAGUCCGGCAAGUGCAUCCGGGUCGUCCCCGCCCACUCCGACCCCGUCACCGCCGUCGACUUCAAUCUCGACGGCUCGUUGAUCGUUUCGAGCAGCUACGAUGGGCUUUGCCGGAUUUGGGAUGCUUCGACUGGACGUUGUAUGAAGACAUUGAUCGACGACGAGAGCCCGCCGGUGUCGUUCGUGAAAUUCUCCCCCAACGGGAAGUUUGUGCUUGCUGCUACCCUCGACAACACCUUGAGACUAUGGAACUUCUCGACUGGUAAAUUUUUGAAGACAUAUACUGGGCAUGCCAAUCUGAGAUAUUGCAUUCCAGCCACAUUUUCCAUAACAAAUGGGCAGUACAUUGUUAGUGGUUCAGAGGAUAACUGUGUAUACUUGUGGGAGCUUCAGAGCAGGAAGGUGGUUCAGAAACUGGAAGGUCAUACAGACACUGUUAUUGCUGUUUCUUGUCACCCCUCAGGGAACAUGAUUGCGUCAGGUGCACUCGAAAAGGAUAAGACUGUGAAGAUAUGGGUUCAGAAGGGUGAAGAUCAAAUGGAAGCCUGAUUGCACACAUUGCUAACUCUUUCCUAAUGUUGUAACUUGCUCUGUAUUAAUCAAGAGUUUUCUUUAAUCUAGGUUAUUUUCUUUGAGUGAAAUUGUCCUGCCCUUAUUUUGGUGACAUUCAAGUAGGAACUCCUGGCUCAAGUUUUCUGUUUUGAAGCUAUUAUGGGAGCGAAAUAGCUGAUAGAUUCCUUUUCACCAGUGCUAGAGCUCAGUGUAGACCAAAAGAAAUAAAAGAAACAGGUAUUGCUGAUGCUAACAUA
Phoenix dactylifera (date palm) is the source of this 1386-nucleotide messenger RNA. Its product is annotated as COMPASS-like H3K4 histone methylase component WDR5B. The record is from RefSeq and is a predicted model, not a curated record. Gene Ontology annotation, molecular function: histone binding. NCBI's taxonomy places the organism in Eukaryota, Viridiplantae, Streptophyta, Magnoliopsida, Arecales, Arecaceae. Gene Ontology annotation, cellular component: Set1C/COMPASS complex.